This is a messenger RNA of Daucus carota subsp. sativus, 2288 nucleotides long. Its product is annotated as transcription factor MTB3. The record is from RefSeq and is a predicted model, not a curated record. Gene Ontology annotation, cellular component: nucleus. NCBI's taxonomy places the organism in Eukaryota, Viridiplantae, Streptophyta, Magnoliopsida, Apiales, Apiaceae. The transcript has a single exon. Gene Ontology annotation, molecular function: protein dimerization activity; transcription cis-regulatory region binding; DNA-binding transcription factor activity. Gene Ontology annotation, biological process: regulation of DNA-templated transcription. Bases 640 to 2124 code for a protein of 494 amino acids.
UGAAACCAAACUUAUCAACACUGCACUGUUACAGACUCCGGACGAAAAAUAAGUAAAAUGUUUAAGAAGUUUAACACGACAGAACAGUAAGCACGGAUCUCAAAAAGCAUGGCCAAGCUGUUUUUGAAGUCACAUGAAACAUGACUUAUCUACCCUCUUUCAUUUACUUUCUAGUAUUAAACUCUCAGAUCCAUCAGGUAACUCUUGCUACUUCUCUUCUUUGUUUAUUCUUCCUUGUUUUCUUAACUCUUUCUUGUUUGCAUUUGUAAUACUCUCUAUCUAUCUUUGCAAAUUUGAAGAUGGUAUCUUGUGAUUUUUAGAUUAAGCCAACCCCUUGUGCUCAAAAUUCAAUCUUUGUGUUAGUGCUGAGUUAAAGAUGGUAUCUUGUAGUUUCUAGAUAAUGGUCAACCCCUAGUGGUCAAGAUUGAAUCUUUUUACGUUUUUGUAAUAUUUCUUGAAUUUGAUUUGGGUGUUAGUAUGGCCCUUUACAUGUGAAGUCAAGAUUUUUAGAGUGGUUUUAAAAUUUCUGCGAAUUUCUACUAAGUGAUAGGGAAAUUUGGGUAUUUUUUUUCCCAAGAUUUGUUUGGAAAGAGUUGCCCCCAAUUGGUUGUUUGGAGACAAGGGAUUUUAAGGUGUUAUAUGAUGGGGGAUAAGUUUUGGGUGAAAGAAGAGGACAAGGCUUUGGUACAAGGUGUAGUGGGAGUGGAAGCCUUUGAGUACUUGGUGUGGUUAGCUACCAAUAAUGUGUUCUUGGAGUUUGCUGCUCCUGCUAGGGAUUUGGGACUGCAAACCGGGCUGCACAAGAUUCUUGAGGGGUCUAAUUGGAGUUAUGCAGUUUUCUGGCAGGUCUGUAAUACUAAAUCGGGUAAAUCAGCUUUGAUUUGGGGGGAUGGUCAUUGUACAAAACCUGCAGGUGAUGAAACUGAGGAUCGAAACUCAGGAGGAGAUAGCAAGAAACGGGUGCUUGACAAGCUUCAUGCUUGUUUUAAGGGACCAGGAGAACAUAAUCUGGCUGUGAGUAUGGAUUCAGUUUCUGAUUUGGAUAUGCUUUAUCUAACCUCCAUGUAUUACGCUUUUCCAUUUGAUAAGCCUUCUAGUCCUUCUCAGUCUUUUAAUUCAAGUAGGUCUCUUUGGGGCUCUGACGUGAAAAGUAGUUUAGAGCACUAUCAGUCCAGGUCAUUUUUAGCGAAAAUGGCUAGAUUUGAGACAGUAGUGUUUGUUCCAUUGAAGUCGGGAGUAGUGGAGCUUGGUUCAAGCAAGGUAAUUCCAGAAGAUCAGAACUUGAUUCAAAUGGUGAAAACGUUAUUUGGGAAAUCUCAUGCAGUGCGUGCAAAUGUGUCACCAAAGAUAUUCGGGCAAGAUCUCAGUCUGGGUGCUGCCAAGCCUGGUCCUAUUAGUAUAAGUUUUACGCCCAAGGUUGAAGAAGAUUUAUAUUAUUCAGCAGAUCCACCUGUAUUAAGUGCUAAUCAAGUAUAUGGAAACUCUUCGAACGGGCACCGGAAUAAUGAUAAUGAAGUGAAGUUUUUUCCGCACAUGAACCAAGUAGUUACUGGGGAAUUAAAUCCACAGGCAUUAGCUUCUGCUUUUGAACAGGGUAUGGAUGACUCAUUACUACAAGGUGAUGACAGGAAACCGAGAAAGAGAGGUAGAAAACCUGCUAAUGGUAGGGACGAACCAUUAAAUCACGUGGAGGCCGAGAGACAGAGACGUGAAAAGCUGAACCAGAGAUUUUAUGCUCUAAGAGCAGUUGUUCCAAACAUCUCAAAGAUGGACAAAGCCUCACUUCUUGGUGAUGCAAUUUCAUAUAUCACCGAUCUCCAAUCGAAAAUUAGGAUACUGGAAACUGAGAAGGGUGUUGUGAACAAUAAGCAACAACAGUGUGUUAUUCCGGACAUCGAUUUCCACACAACACAAGAUAAUGCAGUUGUGCGAGUGAGCUGUCCAUUGGACGCUCACCCAGUUUCUAGAGUCUUAAAGACACUAAGGGAACUUGAUGUUGUAACGCAAGACUCCAAUGUCUCCACAAGUGACAGUGGUGAGGUUGUUCAUACAUUUACCAUUGCUGCUCAAGGGGGUACUGCCGAGGACUUGAAAGAAAAGCUUUCCACUGCUCUUUCACAAUGAUUCCUCGAUUAAUAUCAAUUUGUAAGACGAAUCUAUUCAUACUCAUUAUGUAGAAUAAUAGGAAGUUGUUGACAUAUUUGCAUACUAAAAUAGGAAUAAACUAUUGUUCCAUAAAUUAUAUAGUUAUAGUUGAAUAUUAAUUGCGAUUUCAACUUUCAGCUUCA